UUGCUGCACCACCCCCUGAGGCCGCGCGGGCCGAGCCGCAGGCACUGGUACCUGCCCUCGCGAUGGGCGGACCGUUGGCGUAGCCAGAGGCACUGUCAGUGGCGGAGGUGACGUCCGCGCCGACCACGACGCCGUCAUGGGGACGGUGCUGAGCUUCAGCCCGCGAGAGCGGCGCCCCGGCCCCGCCAACCCCGUGGCCUUCGCGUCCAGCACGGGUCUGGGCUCCGAGUACACGCUCAACAACUACAGCCUGGAGCAGCUCAACAACGUCAAGAACCAGCAGCAGCUGCCCACCCCGCAGGUGUUGCCCCAGGUGCAAGUGCUGUCACCCUCGCCGUCGGCACCGCAUCUGCAGGUGCCCCCCGCCUCCUCGCACCACAUCCACAACAACAACAAUAACAACAACAAUAACAUCAACAACGACGCGACGACGCGCAUCCUGUGCGAGAAGAACACCAACGCGCUCGACAAGAACCUCAAGAAGCAUUCGCUGUUUAUCAACGCGCUUAGCUGGAAGCGGUUCUCCACUACCAACAACAACAAGAACAAGAACAACAACAAAAACAAGAACCUGACAGCGUUCCGCCAGCCCAUCGUGGACAACAUCCACCACCCGCUGGCGCACGGCGUCGUGGUGGACAAGAACAAGAACUUCCAGAAGUCGGGCGGGCACGCGCCGCUCGCCUCGUACUACCCCGUCGUCAAGUCGGCGUCCACCAACACGGUGUCCAUCAGCGCGCUGGACGUGGUGCACGCGUCGCACGCCGCCAGGGACGCCGCUAGGGACGCCGCCAGGGCCAACAACGCCAACAACAACCAGCACCAUGCCGACAAGGCCGACAAGCUGGUGCCCAAGGCGGGCCUUCCCUCGGCCGCGCUGCCCGCCCAGGCGCAGCCGCAGGUCGUGCCGCCCCAGCAGCAGCCCGCCAAGGUGUCGCACGGCGUGCAGACCAACCUGCCCGUCCCCAGGAAGACCGUCAUCCAGGCCUCCACGUCCGAGCUGCUCAAGUGCCUGGGCAUCUUCCUCCACACGCGCUGCCGGCGGCUGCACGAGUUCCAGGCCGGCGACGCCGUCACCUGGCUGCGCUCCGUGGACCGGAGCCUCUUGCUGCAGGGCUGGCAGGACAUCGCCUUCAUCAAUCCGGCCAACGUGGUGUUCGUGUACAUGCUGGUGCGCGAGCUGGUGGACGAGGACGUGACCUCGGAGCAGGAGCUGCAGGCCGUGGUGCUGACAUGCCUCUACCUGUCCUACUCGUACAUGGGCAACGAGAUCUCGUACCCGCUCAAGCCCUUCCUCGUGGAGCAGAGCAAGGACGCCUUCUGGGACCGGUGCCUGGACAUCGUGUCGCGGCUGUCCAGGGACAUGCUGCGGAUCAACGCCGAGCCGGGCUUCUUCACGGAGAUCUUCACCGAGCUCAAGAUGUGGGGCAUCAACAGCGCGCUGGGGAUGCACCUGAUGCACCCGCACACGCACGCCGCGCACGCGCACGCCACGCACGUCAGCCAGACGCGGCAGCACCAGCACCGCGUCACGGUGACCAAGGGGUCACCGGGGAGGAACCCCGCGGCCAGCUGCAAGCCGCCAGCGCCGCAGCCACCGCACCUCCUAGUGCCGCCGCCAGUGCUGGCGCCGCCCAUGCUGGCGCCGCUGGCCACCCGGGACGACGCGCUGUCCGACGCGGAGACGCCGAACCCCAGGCCAGCGCUGCCGCUGCCGCUGCUCACCGCCUGGAACGACGCGUCCCCCGACGAGAACCACAACCCCAAGAUGCUGCCCAGCGCCACCACCACGCGCUCCCGCGAGGACAACAACGGCAACGAGUUGAGCGCCGCGUCGUCCCGGGUGUGCUCGGCGGCGUCCACGCCCGACGCCGAGGACACCCUGACGACCGACGGCGUGCCGCACGCCGCCGCCACGGCCACCCCGGCCGAGGUGGACCAGGCGGAUGCGGACGGCGGCCAGGGCACGACGGCUGCUUGA
Molecule: messenger RNA, 1981 nt
Organism: Thrips palmi
Lineage: Eukaryota; Metazoa; Arthropoda; Insecta; Thysanoptera; Thripidae
Gene: Cdk5alpha
Exons: 2
Coding region: 137-1981 (614 amino acids)
Biological process (GO): positive regulation of cyclin-dependent protein serine/threonine kinase activity; activation of protein kinase activity
Cellular component (GO): protein kinase 5 complex; cytoplasm
Molecular function (GO): protein kinase binding; cyclin-dependent protein serine/threonine kinase activator activity
Source: RefSeq, a predicted model, not a curated record